CAUUCACAUACACAAGACGAAAUGCAUACAAGCAAAGAAGGGCACCAUUCAGCAUCAUCAUCCCACUCUAAUAAUGAAGAAGAAAUUGUAGAAGGAAUGAGGACUAUGGUUAUUAGACAAGAGGACUAG
Molecule: messenger RNA, 129 nt
Organism: Scutellospora calospora
Lineage: Eukaryota; Fungi; Glomeromycota; Glomeromycetes; Diversisporales; Gigasporaceae
Source: the annotation of a GenBank genome assembly